AUGGAUUCCAGUCAAGGCACUACGUCUGUGAUGCAAGUUGAAGUUCGAUUUGAGCAAGGCGGCUGGGCAGCUGGUGGACAAAUCGUCGAUUAUGAUACUGACGCUCAAACUGUGUCCGUCUUGUUUAACCAGGAAGCUCGCCACGACUUUCCUGUAACUUGUGUUCGCCCAGCUCUUCCGCCAUCCGUCGAAGUCGUCUUCGUUGAUGGCGACUCUGUCGAUAUCUACUACCAACCAAGCGCUGACAAGCCCGGUCUUUGGUACCCAGGCGUUAUCGACAAGUGCAAGGGCGACUUUUACAAGUGCAAGUUCCUGUUCUGCGGAAACGAGACGUCCGAUGUCUUCGAGUACAGCAACUUGCGCACCCUGAAUACUUCAACGCCUCUGUCCUCUGAAGACUUUCAUAAAUGCCAAGUUGUCAUUCCCGAGGAGCUCCAUGCCUACUGCGAAAAUAACCCAGACGCGCACCGGGACUUUGCGAAGGCUUGCGAGGCAAUGAGCGUUCGCUACCAUGCUGGAAGAAUCGUCGUUCUUUCGCGCAAGGACGUCUCCCGCCGAGUCGACAUGAUAAGCGAGUUCCAUCUCAAGAAUCUCCACCAAAAGAAGCACCUGGCCGAGCGAGUGGUCGAGGCGCAAAAGGCACUUGAGCAGUCUAAACUGGUCGCUGAAAGCUGCUCGGAGAAAUUCAAUGUGGACCCCGAUUUGCUCAAAUUCGUCGUUGGCCACAAAGGAGUAAAUAUUCAAAAAGCAAGAGCCGUGCCUGGCGUGAUUCAAAUCAAUAUCGAUGAUGAGCAACAUGCUAUUCACAUUUAUGCAGAUAAUGCAGAAGCAGCAGCGGAAGCCAGACAUAUUUUGGAAUAUACAGAAGAGCACUACUUGGUGCCUCGACCGCUCGUCGGACGAAUCAUUGGCCAAAAAGGCAAAUCAAUUCAGGAUAUUAUUGACAAAAGUCACGUGAUCAAAGUGCGAGUACUUUCUGAAGAAGAUGCAACGAACAUUCCAGGCGCUCAGUCUAAAGAUGUCGCCGUUUUUAAGUUUAUUGGCACCCGGAUCAAUAACCAAAAUGCGGUAGUGCUGAUGGAUUACCUCGUGCAGAGUCUGCGCGAAAUCGACGAGCUACAAGACGAGCAGUACGAAAUAGAAAAGCAGAUCAAGACGUAUCAGCCAUUCGUGAACACGUACCCAUACUUCCAGGAGAAGUACCAGGACAACAACACUUCUGGAUACUCUUCGGCAGAGGGAAAGAACCGUGGCGACGGGCCUAACAACGCGCCCUACAACAAGAAGCCUAACAACUUCAACAAGGGCAAACAGGGCCAGGGCAAUUUCCAGAAGAAGGCUCAGCCCCAACAGCAGCAGCAGCAGCAAUAUCGACCUCGGGAAAACCAGCCAGGACCUGAUGGAUGGAAUACUGUCAUUCAAAAACGAGAAAAUAAAAGGGCCAAACGCCCAAAAACAGCUCGUAAAGAAGCUAAAAUAGACUCCCUUGAAGAUUUUCCGAAGAUUCCCCGGGGACCCUACGCACGAGCUGUCGCUGGCGAGAAUGUUUCCAAGUAA
Molecule: messenger RNA, 1557 nt
Organism: Oikopleura dioica
Lineage: Eukaryota; Metazoa; Chordata; Appendicularia; Copelata; Oikopleuridae
Source: the annotation of a GenBank genome assembly